UUUUAACAACUCAAUUUAUACAGACUUGGAUGUUAUAAUGUCUUUUACGAGGGUAAUCUCAGUCCGAACAUGCUUCAUAUAAUCUUCUUCGUUCAGAACUUAGGUGCAUGUAGCCCAUGUUUCAAUAUAAAUCGCUUUAGCUUACCAUGAUAUAGUCAAGUACACAUUUUUUAUACGCAGUAUCAAUCGAUCAACCUACUGUAAUAGGACGGACUUUAGAAAACAGUUCAGUAAUUUAAAUAAAAUACACGAUUUUAUGAAAAUGAGUAGAUUUUUGACUUUAUUUGUGCUUAUGUCUGUAAGUACUUCUGGUGAAAUACAGAUCUUUAACAUGAAACCUAACGGAGGAAGUUGUAAAACGCCAGAUAUGAUUCUACUUCAGUGUUGCUUUCUUGGUAAAGGCGUCUAUGAGUUCUACGAAACUAGUUCUGAACAGUUUAAAGUGUUACAGUUUAACAAAUUGUGGGACUCGUCACUUAAAAUUGAAACACUGAAAAACCUUAAACAUGUGAUCAUUGAUGAAACCGAUUUACGUUGUGCCAAUUUCACAGGACGAUUCAUGGUUACACUCAACAGUAAAGGCUGCGGUUUCCAUAUUACCAAGGAGGAUAUUCCCCCACCCAGCAAUUUCACAUGUCCGUCAAAUACUGUGGCAGAUAGUCAGCUACCCAGCAGUCAGACAAUGACACGGACUCGUAUAGACAGUCAGGUUGUAAUGACCAUCACUCCUCACAUACAAACAUAUGUACAGCAAGUGGCAAUGAGGUUCACUCCUGACCCAGAAACAGAUGAACAACAAGUGGCAAUGAGGUUCACUCCUGACCCAGAAACAGAUGAACAACAAGCGGCAAUGCCCAUCAAUCCUAACCCUGAAACAAUCCAGUUACACUUGACUUGGCAGGACCUAGGAUUGGAGAUUAGGGUUAUCCUUUUGAGUAUUCUAGUGGUUAUGAUUCUGAUCCUGACGUUUUUCCUCGUAUGGAUUCGGAAGUUUUGUACAUGCUGGAAAAGAAUACUGUGUUGCUAUUGGUGCUUGGAUUGUUGUGAAGAUAAAGUCCUCUUUAUAAGAAACACUAAAACACCUGAUGAAAAAAACUAUGAGCAAAUUAACCUUUAUUAAUGAAAUGUUGAGUUGCCAUUCAAGUGGAUCUCUUUUGACAGCUAUGAUAUUCAGAGACCAGAUAUUGGAUCAUAAGAGAAAAAAGAAACAAACCGAGUAAAAUGUCCCCAGACUUCAGAUAGUAAGGCGCAGGAAUUAGACAAAACAAAAGAGCUUUAACUUGUGGUAGAUUAUAGUAGUCAUUUACAGAAGGUAACAAACUCAAAAUCAUGUUAAAUUUAUAUAAAAAAAAGUUCUUUUAUAUUGUUCAACUGUAGAUUAAAUUGCCUGUUUGAUUAUAGAUAAUAAUAAUUUUAAAUGUAAAUCCAUUUAUACUCUUAAUUUGUAACUGUUCUUCAGGUUGUUUAAGGGUAAGUUAUCUGAACCUCAUUGACAAUUGUUUGAAAUUAGUAUCUCAUGUUAAUACGAUACAUUGUGCGUGUGAUUUAAAUAACAAACCAAUGAUGUCCGUCGUUGUUUACUGAUGAUGAGACUCAUGUGCACUGAUGGUCAAACCGAUUAUUAUUUAUGUUCAAUGACUGUGCCAAAUGCGAUAUGGAUAUAAAAUGUAGAUGUGGUCACACUGUGCUUAUUUAGUUGUUCUUCUUUUGUUUGAUGUUAAGUUUUACUGAUCCUCUUUGAACAUUGUAAAGAAUUAUUAAGUCAGAGCAAACAAUACAUAUUGGUGUGUGGUUGGGUUAACCAGCUUAUGACUUUUGAUGUUUCAUGUUGUUUCAUGUUUCCAUUAAACUAACUUGUACUAUGUUUGAAAGUAUUUUCAAUGCUUUGUCUACACUCCCAUAUCUGA
Messenger RNA from Mya arenaria, 1907 nucleotides. RefSeq lists its product as uncharacterized. Bases 257 to 1120 code for a protein of 287 amino acids. The transcript has 7 exons. The record is from RefSeq and is a predicted model, not a curated record. Lineage: Eukaryota; Metazoa; Mollusca; Bivalvia; Myida; Myidae.